This is a messenger RNA of Spea bombifrons (plains spadefoot toad), 1693 nucleotides long. RefSeq names its product CD2 molecule (gene CD2). Bases 212 to 1270 code for a protein of 352 amino acids. The transcript has 5 exons. The record is from RefSeq and is a predicted model, not a curated record. Lineage: Eukaryota; Metazoa; Chordata; Amphibia; Anura; Pelobatidae.
GUGCGCAGCCGCUUCACGUAACCUGGGACUCACCCCAGGGGUCCCCAAACUUCUGCUAAAUGCUCCCGGUUUCACACCUUACUGGGAAGUGUCUCUGCCGUCCGCCCCGCACCCCCUGCCUCCGCUUCCUGACCUCAGCCGCCUGCAGCACUCAGCCUCAAACACAAAGCUGCCGGAGGAUCCACAGCCUGCCGGCCUCCUCCGCUACACGAUGUUACUGCUCGCCCUCCGCCUCGGCUCCUGGCUCUGGCUCUGGACUCUACUACCCACAGGGAGAGUGACAGGCACUUUCUAUGGGGCAGUUAAUGGCUCCGUGGUGCUCGACGUGCCUCCGACUCCCGGCAGAGACGUCUUUGAAGUCCGCUGGAAAGACUCGAAUGACAAACUGAUGGGGAAACUCAAGAAAAGCGACGAGAAGCCGUUGCUGGGGGGUCAGUGCGGCUGCGACGUCCACAAAAACGGAUCCCUGCACCUCCUCCAGCUGAGGGCCCCGGGGGAGCGGAUCUACACGGUGACCACGUACAACGCCGCUGGGAGGCAGAUCCACAACGGCACCGUCAGACUCGUCGUGAUAGAAAAGGUGAAUACGCCGCUCAUUGGCUAUAACUGCUCAAACACAAAAGUGAGGGUCACCUGCUGGGUGUCUGGCGGAACCGACCCCGAAAUCGACAUUAAAUGGGACGGCCAGGUGAAAGCCCGACUCAAAAGCCGCUCACUGGAGACAAGCAUCGGCCACAUGGGCAAAGCUGGGACCGUGACGUGCAGGGCCAAGAACCCGGUCAGCGACCAGGAGCAGGCAAUGGAGGUCAACUGCUUGAAGGUUUGGAGCCUUUACAUGAUCCUGGCCGUCGUGGGGGGAGGAGUCGUCUUCAUCAUCUUCCUCAUCCUGCUCAUUUACUGCGUGAGACUGAAGUGUAACAAACGCCGGGGGAGAAAGGAUGAGGAGGUGAGCAUCACGUACCAGCCGGCCGGACACCGCAUCCAGCAGCGCCAGUUACCGGAGCCCCCCACGGGCCGGCCCAUCGCAGACCCCCCGGAACGCAGCCCGGGACAGAAGACCCCGAUGAAGCCGGUGUCGGCCCCCCCAGCCGUGAGAGGAGCCCAUCGCAAACGGCCCCAGGAGCCCCUGAAGGGGCCACAACCUCCGAAUAAUCCUCCCCAAAUACCCAGCCUCCCGUUAAACCACCCCAACGAGCUGCCGCCCCGGCAACAGCCCCGGGCACAGCCCCGGCAACAGCCCUCACAGACCCAGCCACGGAGGAAGCAGUAGCCGCCGGCUACCCAGUACCGGGAGGCUGUUUGUACUGGACAGUGAGACGCUGAGUGAGGAGAGAGUGGGGGGCCGGGUCCCAGGGGCCACAAACCUCAGGGCACUUAGCAGAGUCAUUAAAACCCCCCGGGGGGGGCAAUUUAAUUAUUGAAUACCCCCUUACAUAGUAAAUCAAUGAUGAUGAGUUUAUCAUUCAGGCGUGUCCUGGCGGCUGACCAAUGAGCAAGAGCGUCUGUCACCGCGCAUCAUAGUAAUGACGUGAUGUCAUACAGCGCCGGCAGCGAUUGGAAUGUCAUAUCCAUGACCGCGGAUGACUGGCCCUUUGUGAACGAUUCUGGACAGGCCUGGAGGGGCGUCUGAGCCUCUAGUGCUAGAUUCCGGCCUCUUUUGUGAUUGAAAAUAAACUUCCCUCCCUUUGUGUAA